AUGACCAAGCUCGGCCUCGAGGCCAAGGAUCUGGAGCCGACCCGGACAAUCUUCCACGGCAUCGUCCCCGGCCUCUCCUGCUCCCCGACCGGCCGGGUCCGGCUCGACGUCAUGUUCCGCGACAGCAGUCACUUCCGACGCAAGCCGAUCUGGUUCGAGGUAGUGGACCUAUCCACAGCGUACCACGCGCUGCUGGGCCGGCCCGCGCUCGCCAAGUUCAUGGCGGGCCUCAUCACCAUCAUUGGCGACUACCGCAAGUCCCUGGACUACGCCCGAGACGGCGCCAAGCUAGCCGAGUCGCUGGUCAUAGCCGAGGAGCGGCGCCAGCUCGACCGGAUCGUCGCCCUGGCCCAAGAGUCGUCUGCCGCGCAGAUCCCGACGGAGGAGCCGGCCGAUGAGGCCGCGUUCAAGCCCUCCAAGGAGACCAAGAAGGUGAAGCUGAACCCAGAAGACCCCAGCUGCAGCAAGUACGUUAUCGUAGGCACCCGCCUCGACAACAAAUAG
Molecule: messenger RNA, 504 nt
Organism: Aegilops tauschii subsp. strangulata
Lineage: Eukaryota; Viridiplantae; Streptophyta; Magnoliopsida; Poales; Poaceae
Source: RefSeq, a predicted model, not a curated record